This is a messenger RNA of Brassica oleracea var. oleracea, 477 nucleotides long. Its product is annotated as 3-oxoacyl-[acyl-carrier-protein] synthase II, chloroplastic-like. Gene Ontology annotation, biological process: fatty acid biosynthetic process. NCBI's taxonomy places the organism in Eukaryota, Viridiplantae, Streptophyta, Magnoliopsida, Brassicales, Brassicaceae. Gene Ontology annotation, cellular component: chloroplast stroma. Gene Ontology annotation, molecular function: 3-oxoacyl-[acyl-carrier-protein] synthase activity. The coding region runs from base 1 to 477 and encodes 158 amino acids. The transcript has 4 exons. The record is from RefSeq and is a predicted model, not a curated record.
AUGAAGAUUGCUAAUUUUUGGAAUGUGAUUGAUUUCUUAUUGUCUAUGGAGAUCUUCUUCAUCUCCAGAUCUCGAAUCGGUUUGUAUAUCUCUUCCCAUGUUUUGCUCUGUUUUGAGGACUUGGGUAGCCAGAUUGAGAAUUUUGAUUGUUCCGAGUUCCCUACGAGAAUUGCUGGAGAGAUCAAAUCAUUCUCAACUGAAGGAUGGGUUGCUCCAAAGCUUUCCAAACGGAUGGACAAGUUCAUGCUCUAUCUUCUCACUGCUGGUAAGAAAGCUUUAGCUGAUGGUGGUGUAACUUCUGAUGAAGUAAUGGCUGAGUUUAACAAAGUCAAAUGUGGAGUUUUGAUUGGCUCUGUAAUGGGUGGCAUGAAGGUCUUCAAUGAUGCUAUUGUAAGCGCUGAAGAUCUCUUACAAGAAGAUGAAUCCUUUGUGUGUACCCACUACAAGAAAACAGGUUUUUACCUACUGGAAGAAUAG